CUUUUAUAAUCUUUGACACUAUGUAACAGUUGAUGUCAAAUUUUGUCACCUAUAAGUCAAUUAUUUAUAACUUUUCUCAUUACUAUCCAUCAUUUUGAAAAUUGAGUAUGAAGUUAAAUAAUGUGGGAUUCAUUCUUAGAUAGAACUACUCAAUCAUGCGGCCACUUGAAUCAAAAUUCGUCGUCUUACAGGCACUUGAAAACCGAUAUUUUUUCCGUUGAAUCCCUCAAUUACAUUCCAAAAGAGAUACUGUGCCAUUUAGACCCAUUAUAUAUGAAGGAUACAUCUAAAUCGAAAGUGAGUACCAAAAAGGUAGAUACAAAAUCCCAAAAAAGUAGUUCAGGCUCGAAGCAAUGUGUUCCUGUUCCUAUAUACUACAAAUUUAAUACCGAAAUUACUGAUAAGAGAUGUAGAGCGGUCAGCGCUCCAGCUUGUAGAAGAAUUAAAGAUUGUAAAUGUGGACCUAAAAAUGGCAAAUUGACUGAUUUUGAUAAGCUUUCCAAAACCUUAGAAAAACUUAUACCAGAGUCAUCGGAACAGCAACCAGAAAAUACGCUUCAUUCUUUAUCACAAAAACUUGAGCACCGUAAAGAAUGUGAUACAUCGUCCGAAAAGAAACCCAUAAUUUUUCCUAUUCUGAAAACAACUGAUAUUGGAGACCUAUAUAUGUUAAAAGAGAAGGAACAUAAUGCUAUCAAACCCACAGAAACUUUAAAACUCAGAAAACCUUGCGAUAAACGCGUUUGUGGUGAAAAAUACUUUCAACAGGAUCGACGAAGUUUGCCGUUUUUCUGGCAAACCUACUGGUUUGGCGAAAGAGGCUCUGGUACGCGCACAAGAACUGGAGACGCACAAGAUUUUUACCAUCUUCGUGAUGAAUGUUUGGAGAAUAAUACUCUUUUUGAAGACCCCGUUUUCCCCGCUGAUGAUUCUUCUCUGUUCUUCAGUCAAAGACCCGAUAGAUACUAUGAAUGGAAAAGACCCCACGAAAUUUCUCCGGACCCAAAAUUUUUCGUGGAAGGUUUUUCCCGGUUUGACGUACAACAGGGAGAGCUAGGUGAUUGCUGGCUUUUGGCAGCAGCAGCUAAUUUGACCCUUUACAAACGUUUGUUCUUCCAAAUCAUCCCAGAUGACCAAGACUUCGAUGAUAAAUACGCAGGCAUAUUCCAUUUUCGCUUCUGGCAAUAUGGAAAAUGGAUAGACAUAGUAAUAGAUGAUAGGUUACCAACAUAUAGAGGCCAAUUAGUAUAUUUACAUUCUAAUGAUGAUGACGAAUUUUGGAGUGCUUUACUUGAAAAGGCCUAUGCUAAAUUAAACGGCUCCUAUGAAGCACUAAAAGGUGGUUCAACAUGUGAAGCUAUGGAAGAUUUUACAGGUGGAGUAACAGAAAUGUAUGAAAUGGAAUCAAGUCCUCCGAAUCUCUUCCAAAUUAUUCUUAAAGCUUAUGAUAGAUCUUCACUCAUGGGAUGUUCAAUUGAGCCCGAUCCACAUGUGCUUGAAGCCCAGACUCCCGAAGGGCUGGUUAGAGGCCACGCAUACAGUAUAACUAGAGUACAAUAUAUAGAUAUCCAAACACCGAAUGUAACCGGUAAAAUUCCCCUUCUUAGGUUGCGAAAUCCUUGGGGUAACGAAUCUGAAUGGAACGGUGCUUGGAGUGAUGGUGCCCCAGAGUGGAGGUUCAUUUCAGAUUCGCAAAAAGAAGAGCUGGGCCUAACAUUCGACAGUGACGGUGAAUUUUGGAUAUCGUAUAAAGAUUUUAUGAAGCACUUCAGUAGAUUGGAAAUUUGUAACCUUAAUCCUGAUUCCUUGUCGGAGGAAGAAUUACAGGAAGGCCAUAAGAAAAAAUGGGAAAUGUCCGUAUACGAAGGCGAAUGGGUCAGGGGUGUUACUGCCGGUGGUUGUAGAAAUUACCUAGAUUCUUUCUGGCGUAAUCCACAAUAUCGCGUCACUUUGACUGACGUUGACGAUGACGACGAAGAUAAUCAGUGCACAAUGAUAGUAGGAUUGAUGCAAAAGAAUAGAAGACAAGUAAAGAGCUCGUCAGGAGAAGAUUUGCUUACCAUAGGAUUUGCUAUAUACCAUCUUUCCCAGCCAGACAGGGUUCCCAAACCGCUCGAUAUGAAUUUCUUCCGUUAUAACGCUUCGGUAGCACGUUCGCCGUCGUUUAUAAAUUUGCGCGAGGUCAGCUGUCGGUUUAAGCUGCCGCCCGGUACAUACUGCAUCGUUCCGUCCACUUUCGAUCCGAACGAACAAGGCGAAUUUCUGCUCAGAGUGUUUACGGAAAAACAAAACGUCAUGGAGUAUGGUUACAAUUAUAAUAGUACUAGACAUUACGGCGGAAAUGAGGUGGAUGAGGAAGAGGACGAAGAGGAGAGGCCUACGGCCCCCUCUUUUCCUGAACCUCACAGCCCCAGUUCCUUUCAUAGCGAUCCUUUUCCGAGCUAUCCCGGAGGAGGGUAUUCCCAUCCACAACCUAGUCAUCCUGGGUAUCCGGCUUACCCUCAGCCUAGUUCUGCUGGGUAUCCUCAGCCUAGUUCUCCAGGGUAUCCUUAUCCAGGGUACCCUUCGCCUGGAUAUCAAUCAAAUUCUGGUGGUUAUCCAGGGUAUCAACAACCUCCUGGUGGUUAUUACCCUCCUCCUAAUCAAUAUCCUGGCUAUCCUGCUCCUAAUUACCCUCCUAGGCAAUCUGCUGAAAACAAUGAUCCUAUCAAAGGCAUUACGAAUUUUUUCAAUAAGCUUUUUAAAUAGUUUUUUUUUGCUGGCUUGUUAAGCGAGUUGUAAUUAAUGUUACCAUCUCAAGAUAAUUAUAUAAAUUAGUAAAAGAUGAUAUAAUUCAACAUUGUCUUUAUUCUUUUACUAAAGCACUUUGAAUUUUUGUAUUAAUUGUAUUUUAGGAUUUUUAUAUCAACAUACCGAUGACGUUCUUAUGGUUGGCUAUUUUUCAAAGCAAGAACAAUUUGUCGAUUUUUUGUUUCUAUAAAAAAUGAAAACGACUUAGUACUUGAUGGAAUUAAAAUAAAAAUGCGUGAUACUAGAUUUAAUGUUAUUAAAAAGUUUUAAUACAAAAAAUUUUGAAUUUUCAAAACAGUUUGUUCGGGAAUCAAUAUUUUUUUAAUUCAUUUAAUGGUUCUGGCGGUAAUCAAGUAACCAAGACUUUUUGUUUUGAUUCCUUAUUACUGUCUACAGUGUUAAUGGAUAAAAAUAAGUUUCCUUAUAUUUUCUGGGUUGUUAAUGACAAUUUUCCUAGGAUUAUGAAAAUAAUGGCAGUUAAUUUGUUUCUUUCAUUGAUGGAUAAAUUAGGAAAAUAAGGACCAAGAUACUCUCAUUAGAAAUCCAACCGUGAAUACCGUAGAAUUAUAUAUAACAAUUAAUUUUGAGUUUGACAAUUUUUCUUUUUUGAAGCAAAAUAUUCAUUUUGUCUUAAUAAGUAUUAAUUACUUAUAUUUUUGUAUUUAAAAAAAAAAUAUAGUUCAGUAAAAUAGAUCUUGGAAUCAAAAAAGUUUUGAGGAAAUAGAGGAAUUUUUGAUUUUGCCUACAAUUUUUAUUCAAAAUCUCCCCAUUUUUCAAAGAGUUUUUUCACAUUUGCUCACAAAUUUUCGCACAUUUCCUCGCAAUUUUUCCUCAAAUUCCUUCAUUCCUCACAUUUCCAAGCAAUUUUUUUACAUUUUCCUUCAAAACUUCCACAUUUCCC
Molecule: messenger RNA, 3691 nt
Organism: Psylliodes chrysocephalus
Lineage: Eukaryota; Metazoa; Arthropoda; Insecta; Coleoptera; Chrysomelidae
Source: the annotation of a GenBank genome assembly